GUAUUUUUGUAUAGUACAUGGUUGCAUACCUUUCUCUCUCACUCCCGCUCUAACCAAAAUCUCUGUCGAUGCAAUGUUUACAAUCCUUUUCUCACUCUCAUUUAUUAUUAUUAUUGCUAAACCCUAAAAUCGCCACCACCGCAUCACUAAUUAUUUCACACCCCCUUUCCCAACUAUUCACACCUCCCAAUUCUUUUUCAUUCUUCUCACCGUUCCAGAUUCUCUCUUUCCAUUUUUGAACCUUCAACCUGCAUUGGAGCUUCAACAUAACUCACACAGAAUCUUGAUUUUCAACUCCCUCCCACAAAUUUCAGCUCCAGUGUUCAUUUUCACUCCAAAAAACAGUGUUCUGUGUUUGGAUUGUUUUGAAUGGUUGAAAAUUGGUGAAUCUUGUUUAGGGAAGUGGAAAUGAUGAAGGAGGGGUUUGUUGUUAUGAAUGGUGGUGAAAAGGUUUUUGCGAAUGGUGUUAAGGAUGAUGAUGAGAGUCUUGGUGAGCACAUACUUGAGGAAAUGGAGUCAUUUUUUGAUGAUAUUGAUGAACGGUUGAUUAUUUCUAGGAUGGUGAGUGAUUCUGUUAUAAAGGGUAUGGUUAAUGCUGUUGAGGAACAGGCGGCUGAGAAAAUUGCGCAAAAAGAAUCGGAGGUUGUUGGGUUGAAGAAAAAGCUAAGAAGUUUAUGUGUUGGUUCGGAUGAAGCUAAAAUGAUGUGGUCUUCAGUGCGUUGUAAUGAAACCCAUGAAGGUGGUAAGCGUCAUUUUUUAGACGGUGUUAUGGAGACAGAUAGAGUUGUGAAGCCUGUGGGUAGUCUUAAAUUUGAGAUACAUGAGCAGUUGAGCCAACUCAAAAAGGAAAUAAAUAAAAUUAGAGGACUUAGUUCCACAAGAAGAUUUAGUUCGGGUUCGGAUUUGGUUGGUUUAGGUGGUAUUCUGCAGGAGAAUGUGCCGGAAAGAUGGAUUUAUGUCGAUAAAGCUUUUGAAAGUCUGAAAGAUACUAUGGAUUCUUUAUCCAGAAGGAUAGAAAUUACGGAUCAGUUAUCGAAGGCAACAACACUUUCUGAUUGGCAGGAGGAGCAGGAGUUUCGUUUGGAAAUUGAGCGGAAGGUAAUUCGCAAUUGUAUCCGGAGUUUGCAGCAGGAGAUUGAACGAAAAUUAUGCGACGUUUGUGAAUCUGAAAGUCGAAUUAGUUUUAACCAAUAUAAAGAGAUCUCAAGUUUGCGUCAGGAUUUGGAUUCAAUUUUUAGAACACUGUCUGUUUUCGAAACUGGGACGCUUAUUUCUCAUGGAUCCUUGGAGCAUACCGAUGAUUGGUGUCAUAAUAAGAGAGCUGACCAUGUCCACUUGAAGCUUUCAACAGACCUUUUGACGGUUUCAACUUUGGAAGAAAAUGGGAAACACGAGGAUUCAAAGAUCAGCAAGCCUGAUAGUUUGGAUUCUGGCUCACUAAAGGACAUGUCUAAAGAUGAUUUGAUUACUUAUAUAACUAAGAUGAGAAGAAACCAUGAAUCUCAAGUGCAAGAGAAGACCGAAGAAAACUUUUGUCUUAGGCGGGAACUAUUGAAUCUGAAAGAAAGAGGUUCUUCCUUUUCAUUGAAGAAAGACAAGGACUUUGAUUUGUUGAAGAAAAAAAUCCCUGAUGCCAUCUCAAAAUUGAAUGAAGUCCUCGAUGGAAAUGAGAAAUUGCGUCAAUUCAGCGAGAACAUUGAAUCUCUUUGCAGUUUCAAAGAUAGAUUGGAUUUCUUACAAUCUGAGAAUUAUCAACUGAAGGACAUGCUAACUGAUAAGAAUAAGGAAAUUAAGAGUCUAUCUUCUCAGCUUUCUGCUGCUAUGGAAAAAUUGUCACAGCAACAACUGACUGAGGAAAAUUUGUUACAAUCUGUUCAGAAGCUUGAGGAUGAUGUUGGAGAUGCACAUGUUGAAGCUUCGGUUAUUCAAGACGUGUAUAAAUGUCUCUUUAAAGAUAUGGAAAGUGAAUGUAGAUUCAUUACUGAAGACUUGCAUCUCAAGUAUGGUUUUAUGCAAGAAAUAUAUGAAGUAAUGUUGAAAGAUACUGUUGACAGUGCUCAAGUUUCUAAUGGGUUGGAAAUAGAAGAAGAAAAUAUCGAGUCAAUUAUGAUUGAAGGGCUACUGGAUAUUAAUCAAAUUAUAUUCAAAGGAGCUUUGGUAGAUGCGGACGAAGCAUUAAAAUCCGAAGCUGUCGAGAACAAUAAACUAAAAUGUGAAAUACUUACGUUGAAAACAAUAGUGGCAGAAAAGGAUAAUUUAAUACAAGGGGCGACAGAUGCUUUGGAACAAGAAAAGCGGAAGAUGGAAUCUGCCUCUGAACAGCUCAACAGUUUAAGAACUAAGACAGAUCAUCAACAUAACUGGAUUCUGGAGAACAGUAAAGAGUUGGAUGUUACUAAGGGUAACCUGGAUGCAGCAGCAAAGGAAAUCGAACAAUACAAGGAGCAAAUGCUGAAGUUACAUCAAAAUCUUGAACAGAAAGUGCAUGAGCUUAGAGAAGUUGAUAAAGAAAGAAGAGAGCUUUGUGCUCUUACAAAAAAGCAACAAGAUACAUUGAAGUGUAUUGAGGCAAAAGAGAGAGAAACCAGGAAACAAAUGGAGUCAACCAUUAAUCUCAUCCGUAAAUUGUUGACAAUGGUUAACGAUGUAGAAGCUAGUGUAAAUGAAGAUAUUUCAAGAAAUCGUAUGAGGCUUGAAAGCAUGAGUUCUGAGUUCUGUUUCCUCAAGAACAAAGCCAGUGCACUUAAAACCAUGGGAUUGGUUUACAAGCAAAGGUUUGAAACAAAAAGUUCUGAUCUUGCAAAGGCUGAAGCAGAGGUUGAUCUUUUAGGGGACGAGGUAGAUACUCUUCUUAGACUCCUUGAAAGGAUAUAUGUUGCACUUGACCAUUAUUCACCUAUAUUGCAGCAUUACCCUGGGAUUAUCGAGAUUCUGGAGCUUGUAAGAAGAGAAUUAACUGGAGAGUCUAGAAAACUUGUUUAACCCUUAUGUUCUGGCCAGGUGAUGAGUUGUACAGCUAUUCACAUGAGUUACAUGCAGCUAGGGAUGUGUUGUUGCCGGUAUUUUCGUUCCCCGUAAAACAAAUUAUGAAGAAAACAACAACCGAAAGGAAUCAAGAGCUUAUGCAGCAGUUGCUAAUGCACCUUCCUUUUUGCCAUACACAAAUGCUUUAUACACUUAGUAGGAGACAGCCUUGUUUGUUUGGCUCUAGUAUACCAUGAAUUUGCUUUCACUCUUUGUAAUGCAUAGUUUUUUUUCCUUUUCUUUUUAUACUAGCAAUAGCAUCUGUAUAUGUUAAUUUUUUGGAAUGAGUUUUUUUUUUUUAGUUUUUAUUUAUAAUGUGAAAUGAGUUUUUUAAA
Medicago truncatula (barrel medic) is the source of this 3359-nucleotide messenger RNA. Its product is annotated as WPP domain-associated protein. The coding region runs from base 409 to 2982 and encodes 857 amino acids. The record is from RefSeq and is a predicted model, not a curated record. NCBI's taxonomy places the organism in Eukaryota, Viridiplantae, Streptophyta, Magnoliopsida, Fabales, Fabaceae. The transcript is spliced from 6 exons.